AUGAACAAAUUUAAAAAGGAAGUAGGAGAAAUUAGUGGUGGUUCGUCCAAACAAGGAGCUAAUGACUUGCAGAAAAGCAUGGAUAAUACCUAUGAAGAAAUAGAGGCAGUUGUUAGCGAAAAUACUCGCAAUCUCCAGAAAGUACUAGAUAUAUUUAAGAAAUACAAAGAACACUAUCUUGAUACACUGAAAGAGAAGGUAAAAGAAGGUGAUUCUGUAAUCCAGAUUAUACAAUUACGAAAAAAUACAGAGCUCAAUGUGUUGAAAAGUCUCGAACAGGAACUAAUUCAGAUGGGUCUCGGACCAUCUGCAAAGAGCUGGAUACAGGAAAUGAAAACAGUGGAGGGAAAGUGGUGGAUGGCCGACGACCCUGAUUUGGUUAUGAUAGCGAAGAAG
Messenger RNA from Enterobius vermicularis (human pinworm), 396 nucleotides. The record is from the annotation of a GenBank genome assembly. Lineage: Eukaryota; Metazoa; Nematoda; Chromadorea; Rhabditida; Oxyuridae.